This is a messenger RNA of Mauremys reevesii (Reeves's turtle), 1673 nucleotides long. Its product is annotated as interleukin-6 receptor subunit beta-like. Gene Ontology annotation, molecular function: protein binding. The record is from RefSeq and is a predicted model, not a curated record. The transcript has 8 exons. Lineage: Eukaryota; Metazoa; Chordata; Testudines; Geoemydidae. Bases 1 to 1410 code for a protein of 469 amino acids.
AUGCGGGAGGAGUUCUGUGCCAGGCGGGUGCCGCCACCGCUGCCAGUCCUGGUCUCUCCGGCGAGCGACCACAGCCUCCUCCUGCAGUGGGAUCCCCCCGGCUUCGCUGCAGCAGCCUAUGUCUUCGAGUGGGACCGGGCGUCUGAGAACCGGGGGCAGAACAGCAGCUGGCGCUAUGAGCUGGGGAACAUCAGCAGGGUGAUCCUGGCAGAGGCAAUUGAGCCGGGGUAUCUCUACAGCCUGACAAUCUUUGCCCUGAGCGACGGAGCCGUCCGGGCUGCAGGAGCUACAAGCGCUUACUCCAAGCAGAUCGCUCCAUUCCGUGCCCCAGCUCUGCAUCCCACCCGUGUCUGGCCAUCCCAGGUGGAGGUGCAAUGGGAGGAGGUCCCAUUGGAGGAGCAAGGUGGCUUCAUCCGGAACUACACCAUCUCCUACGAGGAGCAGGGAAAAGACACCCAGGCCGUGGUGGUGAACGGCUCCGUCCGUCGCUAUCUCAUCGCGGGUCUGGCUCCUGACUCCGUGGUGAGGGUGGGCAUCUCCGUCAGCAACGACGGGGGAAGCACCCAGGGCUCUGUCCUCUCCAUCAGAACCAGAAGCCUUGACGAUGGGAAGGUCGAACUGUUGUUGUCCUCCCUGUGCAUGGGGCUAGUCGUCCUGCUCAUCACGGCCGCUCUGGCCUGCGUCCUCAAGCACCCCCUAAUACAGGGCUGCCUGUGGCCGCAAGUCCCUGACCCUGCGAAAAGCCAGCUGGCCAGCUGGCUGCCACAGAAAAUGUGGCUGGACUUGGGGAACUUCCCAGCAGAGCAGAGCAGGAAGCAGAGAGCGGGGUAUCCCGACUUCCCGUUCUGGGGGGUCUCGGGAAUCAUCUGUGGCCAGCAGGAGGAGGAGAUGAUGUGCAAGUUCUUCCUGGAAAGCACUUGGGGAGCAGAAGCCUCUAGCACCGGAGAUAAAUACAGGCAGCCUCUCCAGACCAUCCUCCUCCGGGGAGACGUGACCACCCCAGACCAUUCCCAGGCAAGACGCCAAAGCACGGUGGAAUAUUCCACAGUGAUUGUCUGGGCAUAUCCCAGUGAUGCCCCUCCAAGUUCUACUGCUCCCUGGCCCCAACCUACCCCUCAGAGCCCAGAGAGCUCUGGUCCCAGCUGUGAGCCUGGCUGGAGGAUCUGCUUCCAAAACCCAACCUGUGAGCCCCUGAAUGGGUCAUGCUGGCGAUGCGGCCAACAGCCGGAUGGAGGGCCCGCUUCCUUCGGGGCAUUUCCGCUCCUGAGGACCCUGGUGGUGGAGGGAUCUGGAGACCUCCAGCCUAAUGGAGAUCACCCUGCGGGCGCGCUCAGCCCAAUGAUGCCCUAUCGGCCUCUGGAGAGAGACCUCCGCUCCUGGGGCAUGCGUCCGAAUGAGGGAGGGCAAUAAGACCGUCUCGGUGGAGUCUCACCCCACCAGGCAGAGGGGCGGGACGUCAAGCAGAGCCCAGCUCCCCUGGGGGUGGGAGUGAGAGCCCUGCUGGUAAAAACAGGGCCUUGAUACCGGGGCGGGCUGAAAACGGGGCUGGAAGGAGCCAGGUUGGCCUGGAUCUCCAUGCAAUAGUCACAGGCGCAGAGAGGCCUUCCUCUUCCCCUGCCUCUGCCACCUUUUCCUCAUGCUUAGCCAGCCUGGGCCAAUCUUGUCCCGCUAGU